CUAGAUAUCAAGUGGACACUUUUCUUUGCAUGAAAAGUUACAAAAUAGCUAUAAAAUGGGAAUAAACAAUAAACUGCUUUUGUAAUGUUCAAUACAGAAUUUCAUAUGCUUUUAUUAGGCAUUCUGGAGGAUGGAAAAUCAACUCAGACCUGUGUAACCAUGUCCUCGAGUGCAUGUGGAAUGCUAAACACCGAGAAAAAAGCUAGCUGUGGUACUCAGUGUUCAAAACCUACACUUCAUGCUACUGGAACUAUGACACAGAAACAACAUGGCUUCAGAACAGCAGAGGCUAAAUGGGACACAAAGAAAAUGCCCACAAAAGAAGUUGCCAUUAAUGUUACAAAAAGCAUCAGACAAAUUAACAGCGACAGAAGGAUAACAAAGAAUUGUGUCAAUUAACAGAGCAAAACAAAAGUGAGGAUGGACCUGACAAUACUUUGUUGCACUUUCAGUGUGAUUGAUCAUUUAUAAGAUUUGAAAAUCUCAAGAUGUUCUGUGCUGAAUGCAACGGGCAGCUGCUUCUGAGUGCCUUGAGAAAUGUCUUACCUAGUAGUAAACAGCUGCAGACAUUGUAGGAUGUUUGGAUGUGUAAUUUUAAGUGGCAGAGACAGUUUGCAUACAGCAAAAAUUGUGCCAUUUUUUCCUUUCCAAGUCCUGUGUUCUCUACAUGUAGGUUUCCUGUCCUGCAUUGCUUUAGGGUGGGAUUAGACAAGUAGAGCUGCAGUUUACUCACUUUAAAACAUAAAAGAGUAAUUAAUCAGUGUUAUUAAUAAGUAGCCUGAAAUGUUACCUUUGGUUCUGCAAAGUUCAUUUAAGGAUCAGGGUUUCAUAAAUUGUCAACCCUGGAUACUCAGAAGUAGAGAGAUAGGCCCAGUUAACAUUAUACUGGCUUUUAAACAAUAUAUGUGAUCCUUGUGUCAUAUUGUCAUCUGGUUAAAUUACUUUAUUUUGCUUCACUGUCUACAUCAGAAGAGUUUAGGUGUUGAAAGCAAUAAACUUAUGUUGUUACCAGUCUAAUGAACUUUAAGUCCCUGGUUUUAGCUCACAGAGUUUUCUGGUUAUAUUCUGGCUUGGAUCUUUUCCACUUCAGUAACUCCAAGCCCAGAGCUAUGUUACUAGAUUCUGUAAAACACCUAUCACUUUAUAAAUAAUCAUACUUCCCCAAAUAAUUUCUUAAUGAUGACAACUACAAGAAAAUUAUCUAUAUUUGAUAAUUAAACAUUGCUGAUCUGAUAGUGUGUUCUGGCUUUUUCAGUAUGUGGAAAAAUGAUAGAGCAUACAUUUUGACUGCAUUGUUAUGGAUCCCACAUGACUGCAUUAUACAUUUAUCGUAAGUGUAUUAACAAAAAGGCAGUACAUAUGGUCCCAUACAGUAAUUAACACAAGACCCUGUUAAGAAUGAAGUAAUAAGUUAGCUAUAAACUUACUGUAGAUUGAACUUGGAUUUUUAUAGAAAUAACACGGGUAAAAUCAUCCACUACACAUAUGAGCAUCAUUAAUUAUAAUUUAUAAUACCUGUUCAGCAACUUUUGAUAUUUAUUACUGAUAACAUAUGAGAGGAGAUCCUCUCAGUAAUGCCUUCAGCUUGAUAAUGGUUAAGGCAAGAAAAAUCAAUUAAUGUAUGAAUUGCAGGAAGUACUUCUUUAUGCCUUGGCAAACAUCCGUAAAUAAAAUCCUGGAAAUGCAACCAAAUUUAUUCCAAAGAAGAAUCAUUUUAAGAAGUUGACAUUAUGUUUACAAGCAUCUACUUCUUUACUUGAAAUAUAAGUCUAUGCCGUGUAAAAUGUUUAGAUAAGUAAUUAUUUUCCAUUAUUCAUACACAAAAACAAUGUGAAGUCCAGAACGAAUUAUUAUGCAUACAGUAGCGCAUGCCUUUUAAUAGGCGAUGUAGAUCUGCCCAUUUUAGCACUUCUCUUAAAGUUAAUUUUUAUCUGGUAGGUAGUCCUGUGUUGUGCUUUUUUAUACAAGAACAAAAUGGCAUUGAAAAUAAGGUUGUGUAGGUGAAAACAACUAUCUGCAUUUAUCCCACCGGCUUAUGAUUACUUUUCAACUUGGCAAACUGCUGAAGAACAGCAAGAGACCUGGCCCCAUCUCUGAAAGUAAGGAAUAUCUGUAGCACAGGGGUGGGCAAUUAUUUGGGCCCGAGGGGCACUUAAGAAGUUUUGAUGAGCUGUUGCAGGCCAGG
Gavialis gangeticus (Gharial) is the source of this 2185-nucleotide messenger RNA. RefSeq names its product brain and acute leukemia, cytoplasmic (gene BAALC). Gene Ontology annotation, cellular component: cytoplasm. The transcript has 2 exons. The record is from RefSeq and is a predicted model, not a curated record. NCBI's taxonomy places the organism in Eukaryota, Metazoa, Chordata, Crocodylia, Gavialidae. The coding region runs from base 85 to 399 and encodes 104 amino acids.